UCCCCUUUCCCCCCACAAUGCAAUUUCACAUAGGGCCGACACAUUCGUUCUGGGAGGAUCUAAAAUCGAAAUUUUGUUGAAUAUUUCAAGAAUUACAGCAUAUUUUAACCCGGGUCCAGCAGAUGACCAGAAGUGAUUUAUGAACAUUGGGCAAUGGCUGCAGCAGGAGGAGGAGAGGCAUGGAGGAUAACAGGGGAGGACCGGGCAAAACAUGACGGACAGUUCUUCGCGCUCAAACCUGUCAAUGGAUUUGUCACUGGUGAGCAGGCUCGCAACUUCUUUAUGCAGUCUGGCAUUCCUACACCGAUACUGGGACAGAUAUGGGGCCUGGCCGAUAUGAACAAUGACGGGAAGAUGGACAGGAAGGAGUUUUCCAUCGCCAUGCACCUGAUCAAGAAGAAGCUGCAGGGUUACGAGCUACCGCGGUCUCUACCUGCCACCCUGAAGGCUGACCCCUCCCCCGUCGUCGGCUCAUUCGGGGCCGCACCCUCCCAGCAAGGCAUGAUGGGUAUGCCCGGAACCAUGGGUGUCAUCCCCCAAGUUGGAAUGGUAGCACCCGUUACCAUGACAAUGGGACAGAGAAUGCCAAUGAUGGCCAAUGGAAUGCCACAAAUGGGUGCAUCAACUGGGUUUAUGGGUGGUGUUCCAGUGUCAUCCAUGGGUCCCAGACCGGCCGCACCUGCUAGUGGUGGGUCCCUGGCGAUGCCACACAACUCGAAGUUAAAGUUCACCCAGAUGUUUAACACACAUGAUAGAAACAAGAGGGGAGCUCUGACAGGUGUGGAGGCACGGGCAAUCCUUGUUCAGACUGGGGUCCCACAACAGAUGCUGGCACAGAUAUGGAAUCUGUCAGACGUGGACAAGGAUGGACAGCUGAACUGUGAUGAGUUCUGUAUCGCCCUGCACCUAUGUGACUGUGUACGGAUGGGCAUCGCCCUGCCCCCUAAACUGCCACAGGAGCUCCUACCUGCCAAGGCACGCUCCGGCAGCUUUGGGCCACCCCAGCAAGCACAUCCUGUACAUGCAGCUACCCAGAAGGACUCUUUUGGUGACCUGGUCGGCAGUCUUGGGAUGCCUGCCCCUGUCCAGCCAGCUCCUGUUGCCAAUGGUGAUAGCAAGCAAGAGGAAGUAGACAACUCUCCAGUGACGUUUGAGGACCGUCGAAAGCUGAACUUUGACAAGGGCCAGGCAGAGUUAGAGCGACGGCGACAACAGCUACAAGAACAGUUGAGAAAGGAGGAGGAGGCAAGGAUGCAGAAGGAGCGACAGGAACAAGAAAAACGGGAAAAACAAAGGCAGGAGAUUGAGCGCAAGAAGCAACAGGAACUGGAGCGACAGCUGGAGAAACAGCGGGAGAUUGAGAGACAACGGGAGGAACAGAGGCAGAAAAUCAUGGAACAGAGGGAGUCAGCUCGUCGUGAGUUGGAGCGUCAGCGACAGAUGGAGUGGGAACGUCAGCGCAAGGAACAGUUGAUGGCUGAGAAGCUCCGCGAGUACGAACAACUGACGGCUCUUAAGUCACGCUCCUCAAAUUUCAAGUGUGAACUCGAGUCAUUGCAAGGGAAGAAGGCUGAGUUCAGCACGAAGAUAUCCCAGGUGAAGAAUGGAGUCACCGACUUCACGGCCCACAUUGAGGCUAUGAGGAGCACACGGGACCUGAAGAACAAAGAUAUAGAGAGGUUACACAAGGAAAUACAGGAGGUGAAUGGCCGACUGGCGAGUUUACAGGCAGAGAGAGAGUCACUGGACCUGAAAGUGCAGACCACUAUCCAGGCAAACCCCAUGUCUGAGACUCACAGAACAAUGAUGCACAGUGUGGAGUUGAAGAAGAUGUCCGUACAGAAACUGAAAAAGGAUCUGGAGCAGAUAGAGAAAGACACUGAGGCCAGGCUUGCUGAUAUAGACACACAAAAUGUCAAACAUAAGGAGAUGAAUGUUACAAUAAGCCAGCUGCAGACGGAGAUUGGGAAGGUUGAGAAGGCUGGGCAGAUGAGCCGGGCCGCGGAGAUGGCAGAGAAUAAUCGGGUACAGCGGGAACGGGACAAGCAUGAGAACCUCCGUAAACAGCUCGAACAACAGAGGAAAGCAGAGACCAGUAAGUCAAAGGCCCCAGAACCACCAAAGGCGGCAGAUUCUGGUGGUAACUGGUUCGCGUUCGGUAACGAUGUUGGCGGCCAGUCAGGCACUACAGCUACCAGUGACAACUGGGCAAGCGUUUUCGACUCCCAGCCUGAGGUUGCCAGUAGCAGCAACAACUGGAGUGCUGCAUUCUCUAGUCAAACCACAUCAACCACCACUACCACCACUGUCAGUCAAGAUACCAGUAACUUUAAGUUGUCAGGAGCUACGAAGAGGUUCAAGGCCAUGUUUGAGUUUGAAUCCAGAAAUUCCGAUGAGCUCACCCUUAAGCCAGGAGAUAUAGUCAAUGUGUUUAAUGACCAGACGGGCGCGGAGCCUGGCUGGCGGGGUGGGGAGAUGGAAGGGAGAAAGGGCUGGUUCCCAGAGGCGUAUGUGGAGGCAUUGCCGGAGGAUGAUGGGCGGGGAACCGGAACCAUGGCAACCACGGGGGCAAUAGACUGGGGAGCGUCAGCUGGGGUGAACAUGGGGGAGGGAGCCCCCCUCGCCAUUGUCACCUCCGAGGCCUCCUCCUUCAUCGCUGUCCAAGGCAAACUCCCCUCUGUGACUCCAUCACCUAUCCCAGGACAGGGUGAGGCUGCCCCGGCUGGUCUGCAGGCCCAGGCCUUGUACCCCUGGAAGGCAAAGAAAGACAACCACCUGUCCUUCAACAAGGGUGAUGUGAUCCAUGUACGCGAACAGCAGGACAUGUGGUGGUCCGGGGAGGUCCACGGCAAGAAUGGUUGGUUCCCAAAGUCGUAUGUGAAGCUGAUCAGUUCUGGCACUCCCACUAUGAAGACAGACUCCCCAAUCCCUAGCAUGGUCACAGUGGAAUCACCAGCAAAACACGAGUCGCCUGCACCAACCCAGCCAGCUGGAGAGCUAUAUGAGGGCCUGUUCGCCUACCAGUCUGGUGAGCCAGAGGACCUGGUGUUUGGCCAGGGGGAGGUGAUCACUGUCACCAAGAAGGACGGGGACUGGUGGACAGGUCAUAUAGGAGACCGCUCGGGCAUCUUCCCAGCUAACUACGUGAAAGCAUAUGAACAACCGACAUCAGCUGCUGGGUCAAACUACGAUGGGAUUGCUGUCAUAGAAAACAGUCCCUUUCCAGAAGACCCUUUUAGCUCAUCUGACCCCCAGCUUAAUGUAGGAGUUGACUUUACCCCACAUGACCCACUGACAAUGCUGGGUUCCAAUGGUCCAUCUGGAGAUGGGGCAUUCUCUGAUGACCCAUUUAAAAACUCAGAUGACCCAUUUAUAGGCUCUGAUGACCCAUUUAAAAGCUCUGAUGACCUAUUUCAAAGCUCUGAUGACCCAUUUAAAAACUCAGACGACCAAUUUAAAAGCUCUGAUGAUCUAUUUAAAAGCUCUGAUGACCCAUUUAAGGGUUCUGAUUCUAGUUCAUUUCCUGAUGAUCCUUUUCAACAAUCCGAUGACUCUGGCUCAAAAGACUGGGCAAUUUCUAAAUCCAAUUCAAACACUGAAGAUCUAUUUAAAACCUCUUCCGAAAAUGAAGAAUCCUUAAAAGCCUUUGAAUCAACUCCAGUUAAACAAGACUCUUUUAAGGCUGUAGACUUAAAAGACUCCAAUGCUGCUGUUCCUGAUGACCCUUAUAAGGCAUUCGCUGAAAUGUCAAAUGAUGACCCUUUUAGCAAGGCAUCGCCAGAUACCAAACCCAAUAUUGAUAUGACUGACAUGAGUAGUCCUUCAAAUGUAAUAACAGCGGAGCCUGCGCCAAAAUCUUCCAUGAACAAAUCAGAGGAUGAUAAUUUGUUUGGAAGCAAUUCACAGCUAAGUUCCUCUGAGAAAAAUAUGACUUUUGACUUAAGUGGCUCUAUGAUUGAUACCAUUACAAGCAGUGACCCAUUACAAUCAUUAUCCUCUAACCAGGAGUCGAACACCCAGGCUAAUGAUCCAUUCCAAGGUGCUGAUCCAUUUUCACAGUCCUCCUUUGGAGCACAGUCCAACACAAGUACAGAUGAUCCGUUUGCAAAUGAUGAUCCUUUUAAAGCCUUGUCUUCAGAAACUGCAUCUGACGACCCAUUUAAAAAAAAUGAUGACCCUUUCAAAGACUUCACAUCUCCGCCAAAUACAAAUGCUGGUGAUCCUUUCGCCAGUUCAGGUUCAACAUUUCCAGAAGACCCAUUUGCUAGCUUUAAUACAGGAACAUCAGAGGAAGCAACUGUCACUGAUGCUGCCUCCAUUGACCCUUUUGCUGCCUUUGGCGACACUCAGUCCAGUUCUGACACUUCCUGGGCUGCAGCGUUUUCAGACAAUGCCCCUGACUUCUCCCUAGAUUCUCUGGAGCGUGAUGCCUCCUCCUCUCUCACCCAGGAUAUAGCCUCCCUGACCAAGGUCUCCGACCCUCUCUCCCACAGUCAGGGGCUGGACAGCUCCAGCCAGACUGAGGGGUCCAUCAUGAACUUGACCUCUCUAAGGUCAUUUGACACUGUCAGCGGUGGCCCUGAGGCUGAGGUCAAAGAAGCAUUGGAUAAGACCCCUAGACUUCCCUCUAAAGCAUCCAAACAACCUCCCCCUAGACCCCCGGCCCUGCCUGAGAAAACUCGCAGCAAAAGCUCCCUGAAACAAUCUGGGCUAGACUCAAACAGAGAUGUAGGAGGCGAUGCAGUUCCUGGUGCAAAUCCCGCCCCCGCGGCUCCCUCAUCAGCUGCGGCUCCUGUGGCUCCCUUGUCAGCUGCUUCAACAGCCUUGGCCGGAGCAUCAAAGACAGGGACCCUAAAAAAGCCAGAGAUUGCCACUGUGAUAGCAGCAUACUCAGCGACUGGGCAGGAGCAACUCUCCCUGAGCCCGGGCCAGCUGAUCCAGGUCCGCAAGAAGUCCCCAUCAGGCUGGUGGGAGGGAGAACUACAGGCGCGAGGUCAGAAGCGGAAGAUUGGUUGGUUCCCAGCUAACUACGUGAAGCUCCUGGGUGGCAGUGCCCGCUCCACACCGGACAACACACUGGCAGGAAGUGGGGAUACCUCACCAGCUACUACUAUGUUGGGUAAGGCUAGCAGUCACAGUGCUGCCCCAUCCAGUGCUGCCCCAUCGCCUGCUCCCCAGUCCACCACACCGCAGCCAGUGGCACACACAUUCACAGACCAUGUGAUAGCGCUGUACCCGUACACGGCCCUACAUGAAGAUGAGCUCACAUUCCCGAAGGACGCUGUGAUAAAUGUGGUGAAAAAAGACGACCCGGACUGGUGGAGCGGAGAGUAUAACGGAGCCACUGGUGUUUUCCCAUCAAACUAUGUACAGAACAUAACCCCAGAGGCAACCUCAUGGUCCUCGGAUGCGUCAGUGAUUGAAGUGACUUCAUCAGAGGAGCGCAAACGACAGAGCCGCAUCCAUGAGCUGAUCAACACAGAGGAGACGUACAUGCAGGACAUGUCCAUCGUCCUCGAGGCCUUUUACCGGCCCUUGGCUGAAAGUGGGGCUCUGACAGAGGACAACCUCCAGGCCAUCUUUGUCAACUGGAAGGACCUCAUUGUGUGCAAUACUAAACUACAAAAGGCUUUACGUGUUAGAAAGAAGAUGUGUGGUGUGGGUCAGGUUAUCAACAGUAUUGGCGACAUCCUCUGUGAAAAUAUCCCACAUCUGACGGCCUACAUCCGCUUCUGCAGCUGUCAACUGAACGCUGCGGCCCUUCUCCAGAAACUCACAGAAACAAACCCCAAGUUCAAUGAAAUCCAUAAGAAAUGUGUUCAAAAUCCAAAAACCAAGGGAAUGCCUCUGAGCAGUUUCCUGCUAAAACCUAUGCAGAGAAUUACCAAGUAUCCACUCCUAGUAGAAAAGAUAAUGCAGCAUACGCCUGUGGGACAUCCAGACCACUCCCACCUGUUGGAGGCUCUAGAGAAAUGCCAGGAGCUGUGUAGCCAGGUGAACGAGGGUGUGAGAGAGAAGGAGAACUCGGACCGCCUUGAGUGGAUACAGCAGCGUGUACACUGUGAUGGACUGCCGGAGAAAAUUACUUUCAACUCGGUGACCAACUGCCUUGGCCCACGUAAGCUGCUACACACGGGUGUGGUUUGUAAGACUAAGAGCGGAAAGGAGCUGGCUGCCUUCCUAUUUAAUGACUUCCUGUUGCUGACCACCUCCAACCGACCCCUGAACAGCGCCACUCACAGCCUGUUUGACCUCACCGGACAUGUGCAAUACAAGAUGUACAAGACGCCCAUAUUUCUCAAUGAAGUGAUGAUCAAAGACCCGAACCCAGAUGACCCAGACGCAUUCACCAUCUCACAUGUAGAUCGUGUGUAUAACCUGCGCUGUCACAGCCACACGGACCGAGACAACUGGGUGAAACACCUCCGAACCGCAUCCCGACAUUACCUAGACACGGAGAGGAAAAAACGAGAGAAAGCUAUCAGCUUGCGACAUACUCCUGGCAUGGGACGACUACUUGUUGUAAUUUUAGAGGGCAUUGAUCUCCAAGCAAAAGAUGCACAUGGUAAGAGUGACCCGUACUGUGAGGUGAGUAUGGGGUCCCAGGAGCACAAGACAAAGGUGAUCAGUCAGACCCUGAACCCUUGCUGGAAUGCAUCCAUGCAGUUCAUCAUCCGUGAUAUUGACAUGGACGCUCUCUGUAUCACAGUCUUCGACAGGGAUCUCUUUUCACCCAACGACUUCCUGGGUCGUACGGAGAUACGUGUGAAGGACAUUCUGCGGGAGGCUGGGAAGGAUGGAAGGCGACCUAUCGUGAAGAGGCUCAUCCUACAUGAGGUGCCAACAGGCGAGGUGGUUGUCAAGCUUGACCUCCACUUGUAUGACCAGCUUUAAGGGAAUAUACACAUACAACUUUGUCAGAGGGCUAUGUUUGACCAGCCAUAAGGCAAUAUACAAAUACAACUUUCCUCAGAGGGCUUUGUAUAACCAGCCAUAAGGCAAUAUAUACACAUACAAGUUUUCUCAGUGGACUAUGUUUGACCAGCCAUAAGGCAAUAUACAAAUAUAACUUUCCUCAGAGGGCUUUGUAUAACCAGCCAUAAGGCAAUAUACACAUACAAGUUUUCUCAGUGGACUAUGUUUGACCAGCCAUAAGGCAAUAUACACAUACAAGUUUUCUCAGUGGACUAUGUUUGACCAGCCAUAGGAGGGAAUAUAUCAAAGCAAGAAAGCAAAAUGGUUUUAAUUGACAUCACAUACAGGAGAUGGAACUUCUUCCUAUUUUUAUGACUGUAUUCUCCUAUUGGGAUAGCCAUCAAACUCCUUUUGGAUGAUCUGGGGCCAUAUUCAAUAAGCUUCUUAGUAGAAAAAUUGCCAUUUUUCUAAUUUGAAUUUUAAGAGAAGGAAUAAUGUUUGUACACCAAAUAUAUGAAAAUAAGCAAGAAAAUGGUCUAAACAAUUUAUGCCUAAAUAUAUAUGAAUAAAUCUGAAAAAAGUAGCGGGUAUUUAUAAUCAUCGAUGUCAAAAAUUACUAAUUUCUCACUAAGAUGCUUAUUGAAUAUGGCCCCAGACACCUAGUCCUUAGGGAUAUUCAUACGUUGCUGCUUGGGAUACUGUGCAAUCUGUUCUUUUAAUUAUGGAUGUAUUACCACGGGGCUGCCAGGUUGUUGUUUUUUUUGCAGCAAAUAUAAAGAUUAAUCAUUAAUGUUAUUUUUACUUUUUAUAUUUUCACUGCUCUAAUUGAUUUUGGGUCUGAUGUUGCUUAAAAAAGUAGUGUAGCUUUCACUGUUUGAAAUGAUGCAAUGUUAUAUUUUAGAUGCAAUCUUCCAAUGAACAUCAUUUAGAUAGGCAUUUAAUAUUCUUUUCAUUAAUAAUUUCUAAUAUUUUGGCAUAGAGGACAGAACAUUGUUAACUUUCAGUGUGUGAUAGAACUUUAUUGCAGUCAUAGUCACAAAAAAUAUAUCUUGAUGUGAUCACUCUGUGAAAUAGUGAAAUAGUUUUAAUCUUACAUAUAAAUGAAACAAAAAUCCUCAAUGUUAUUACAGCAAAACAAAACAUAUUCCUUGUUGCAGCCAGUUUUAACUUGAUGUGACCCUUUGUGGGUUGAAAAGUCUAAAACAUUUAUCACAGUGUAUUCAGAAUCUCAGACACUUUAGUUCCAUGUAAAUCUUUGUCUCUGAUUUCAUUAGAUAAUAGCAGUAUAAUAGGUCUCAUGAGUUUAAGAUAAUUAUUCAUUACAGAGCAUUUAAUAGAAACUAAAGGCAUUUAAGCGUUUGGCAUAAUAUUUGAUACUCUAGGCAUUAAUUCAUGAUCUAGGCAUAAUAUAUGAUACUCUAGGCAUUAAUUAAUGAUCUAGGCAUUAGGAAAUGGGUUUCUUUCAUGAUCUUGCCAAUAAAGCUAAGCCAUUUUUUUGUAUACUGUAUUUCUGUAAAUGGAGGUUGGGAGUUUUUGCUGAGUCUGCUGUUGACCUCUUGUUGACCUGGCCACCAGUUUGUCUUUAUAUGUCUCACAAAAUCAUAUACUAGUAUUGCAUUAUUACUGUAAGUAUUACAACUAACAUUUUAAGUAUUUGAUCACAAAUUAUUGACUGUUUUAAUGUUAUCAAGAUGCAAUGUGGUAGACUGUUGGUAUUGGUUGCACAGUACUGUUUAUUAGUUAAUACAUGUGAAUGAUUUCAAUGUUGUAUUGAUAUAUCAUAUAACUAUUACAGAUCUACAUGUUCAGUGUACUUUGUAUUGUUGGUAUUUAAAACAAUAACUAUGUGAUAACGUUAACAAUUGUUAGAUAAUUUAAAAUACACUAUUGAAAUUAUUUUGUACAAAUGUCUUAACGUUUGAUGUCACUCUUGUAUAAGUUUUUCCAUGGUCAGAUACCCACGACUGACCCAUAACUCUCCAUUGGUCACAAAUGAAGUGUAAUGGAAUGGAUCAGUCAUGUAUGUCCGGCGAUGAGUUUUUCGUGCAGACUACCUUUUAUCACCAAAUUUUGACGGUGUUAUACACAAAUGGACAUUUCACUGUAAAUGUUACGGGCUAGCUUUUUAUGGAUAUCAAUUAAAACAGGUCUUGUGCAAAAUUAUGUUGAUCUAUAUAUAGAACAUUAUCUCAAUCUAUAUAUAGAACAUAAUACAAUCUUUAGUUAUAAUAUUAUGUAGGUCUAUAUAUAGAAUAUAUAUUAUGUACUUACACCAAUAUAUCUCACUUUAUGACUUCCUUUAUACGCAGAUUAAGUCAGACAGUCACUACCUUCAAACCUUGACAUUUCACUUAAAAGAAUGCGUGUAUGUGGUACCACAUUAAGUACCCGGUACUUUCUUAUGAAAACAUCUCUGUGCAUGAAUUCCUUUUGGAAUUUUGUAAAAUAGUGCUUAAUGUAUGUCAGGACAUUGUGCCUCAUUGUUACAUCCACAGGAGCAAUAUAUCAGACAGUUACACAUACUUUACGUUGUACAAGUAUUUCCAUACGUCUCAACAUACAAGUUAUUUUACAUAUGUAAUAAGUAUUUUUACUCACCCUAAAUUACACCCUAGGCAAACAAAUACAAAUAUUUUCAUUCAUAUGUUCAUAUAUUGUUUACUCAUUUUCACCGAGGCCCACCUAUAAAACAAACUCAUAUAAUUAUUUACACCCUUACUACCCAUAUCACAUGCACAUAUAUUGUACACAUACAUUGUACACAUAUAUGAAUUUAAACCAAUAAUCACAUACAUCUUAUAUACAUACACAAAGGAAUAGAUUUAUCCAAUCCCACAUAUACAUCAUACAGAAAAAAAUAUUUAAAUCCAUCCCCACAUAUGUAUCAUUCUUAUAUAAUUAUAUUUCACCUAUCCCCACAUAAACAUCAUACUCAUAUAAUUAUAUUUCACCUAUCCCCACAUAAACAUCAUACUCAUAUAAUUAUAUUUCACCCAUCCCCACAUAAACAUCAUACUCAUAUAAUUAUAUUUCACCCAUCCCCACAUAUGUAUCAUUCUCAUAUAAUUAUAUUUCACCCAUCCCCACAUAUGUAUCAUUCUCAUAUAAUUAUAUUUCACCUAUCCCCACAUAAACAUCAUACUCAUAUAAUUAUAUUUCACCUAUCCCCACAUAAACAUCAUACUCAUAUAAUUAUAUUUCACCCAUCCCCACAUAUACAUCAUUCUCAUAUAAUUACAUUUCACCCAUCCCCACAUAAACAUCAUACUCAUAUAAUUAUAUUUCACCUAUCCCCAUAUAUGCAUCAUACUCAUAUAAUAUAUUUCACCUAUCCCCACAUAUGCAUCAUACUCAUAUAAUUAUAUUUCACCCAUCCCACAUAUACAUCAUUCUCAUGUAAUUAUUUUUCACCUAUCCCCACAUAUGCAUCAUACUCAUAUAAUAGAUUUCACCUAUCCCCACAUAUGCAUCAUACUCAUUUAAUAUAUUUCACCUAUCCCCACAUAUGCAUCAUACUCAUAUAAUAGAUUUCACCUAUCCCCACAUAUGCAUCAUACUCAUUUAAUAUAUUUCACCUAUCCCCACAUAUGCAUCAUACUCAUAUAAUUAUAUUUCACCCAUCCCACAUAUACAUCAUUCUCAUGUAAUUAUUUUUCACCUAUCCCCACAUAUACAUCAUAUUCUUAUUAUCAUUUUUCACCUAUCCCCACAUAUGCAUCAUACUCAUAUAAUAGAUUUCACCUAUCCCCACAUAUGCAUCAUACUCAUAUAAUUAUUUUUCACAUAUCUGCACAUAUACAUCAUACUCAUAUAAUUAUUGUUCACCCAUUCCCUCAUAUCCCCUUGUAUAUUCAAAAUACACAUAUAAUUUAUUUUACCUUUCCCCACAUAAAAAUCAUACUUAUAAUUAUUUUCACCCAUUCCUAUAUGUACAACAUACACAUACAAGUCAUAAGUCUUUUCCCAUCCCAUCACUCUAUCCUUGUAUACAUAUGUUCAUUCCUUCUUUCUGUCAGCAUCACUGUCCACAUUAUUAAGUCUUGCCUGUGGCAUGUUCUAGUCCAUGUUGUUAGACUGCGAUUUACAUGCAUUCCAUGACUGUUCUAGUUUUUAUUUAAACUGCAUUUCAAUUGCAAAUAUGUUACUGAUGCACAAAAUUUGAUGAAAUUAUUUUGAAUAUCUUUCUUUUUAUUUUAUUUUCAUUGAUCCUAGAAGUGUUUUCACUGUAUACUAGUGUAUAUUCAUAUAUUUAACUGGUUUCAAAAUACCAUGUAGGACAUCAAAAUAACAAAAUUAUUUUUACAUAGUCAGCUGAUGUAUUGUAUUCAGCUGAUAUCUUGUAUUAGCUGAUAUCUUGUAUUCAGCUGAUAUCUUGUAUUCAGGUGAUAUCUAGUAUUCAGCUGAUAUCUUGUAUUCAGGUGAUAUCUAGUAUUCAGCUGAUAUCUUGUAUUUUGCUAAUAUCUUCUAUUCAACUGAUAUAUUUUAGUCAGCUGAUAUCUUGUAGUCAGCUGAUAUCUUGUGGUCAGCUGGUAUCUUGUAUUCAGCUGAUAUCUGGUUUUCAGCUGACAUCUUGUAGUCAGCUGAUUUCUUUUAUUUUCUGUUUUAAAAGUACAUUCUUUUAAUUUCUCUAUUAUUUUGUUUUUAUAUGACACAUUUUGGUGCUUAAUUUAUUGCUGGUCUACCCUUUCUAUUAAGUUGUCACAAACAUAUGAAAAUAAAAUCUUAAGAUAUGUCUCAUGAUGUGAAGAUAUGUCUCCGUAUCUUAGUUAAAACUGGACUACACUGACUUUUUCUACAGAUAGACGCUGUGUCAUAAGUCAUUUUAUGUUGUAUACACGAACAUGCAAUUAAAACUAUAGCCAUGUAUACAGUCAUGUACAUUAUAUCUGUUGAUUCAGAAACUAAUAUUGCAAGAGUUUUGUUUUAGAUUAAAAUUUUAACGUGAAGUUGACCAUGCUUGUUAAUUGUACAUUUUAUGUUGUUAUUAAUCCGAUUACUAUCCGUAAUGAUAUUAAAUGCCUAAA
Messenger RNA from Mya arenaria, 11939 nucleotides. RefSeq names its product intersectin-1-like. The transcript is spliced from 41 exons. Gene Ontology annotation, molecular function: protein binding; guanyl-nucleotide exchange factor activity; calcium ion binding. The coding region runs from base 154 to 6894 and encodes 2246 amino acids. Gene Ontology annotation, biological process: positive regulation of Rho protein signal transduction. NCBI's taxonomy places the organism in Eukaryota, Metazoa, Mollusca, Bivalvia, Myida, Myidae. The record is from RefSeq and is a predicted model, not a curated record.